This is a messenger RNA of Striga asiatica, 348 nucleotides long. The record is from the annotation of a GenBank genome assembly. Lineage: Eukaryota; Viridiplantae; Streptophyta; Magnoliopsida; Lamiales; Orobanchaceae.
AUGGAGCCAUGUGACGAGCUCGAGAAUGUGGGCCUCUACUUUGGGCCUGUCCGCGUGGUGUUUGUUAUAUUUGACUCACCCGGUGUUGGCCCAUUCGCCGACCCAUCCGAACCCUUGAUCUAUUGGGACGAGCCACUGGAGAGUCUUUUCCAUCUCGGCUUUGAUUUGAGAGACAGGUCUGAAGAACAAAUGUAUUCCAGUCCGCAAAAGAUAUGCUUAAAAGCAAGAGCAAACAAAAUAUUUAACUCCCAUCGUAAUGUAAAGCGAGACCAGCAGCGCCUAAUCUUUCUGCUCGAGGUUCAAGGAAGCACAAAAACCAACAGAAAAGACUUUCCACCUCAGAUUUAA